Molecule: messenger RNA, 4434 nt
Organism: Dermochelys coriacea (leatherback sea turtle)
Lineage: Eukaryota; Metazoa; Chordata; Testudines; Dermochelyidae
Product: endothelin receptor type B-like
Exons: 8
Coding region: 183-1538 (451 amino acids)
Biological process (GO): G protein-coupled receptor signaling pathway; vasoconstriction; regulation of blood pressure
Cellular component (GO): membrane
Molecular function (GO): endothelin receptor activity
Source: RefSeq, a predicted model, not a curated record
CAUGCACAUUAAAGAAAAUUCUGGGAUCUAACAUCCUUGGGGCCUCCAGACCAAUCCCAGCUGCCUAUCCAGAAAGAAGAAGCCAUAAGAGUGAAUGAAAUUAACCCAAGGAGCCUCUGAGUUCCUAAGGACAAGAAAGGAGAAGCCAAGACUCAAACAGACAUCCAUACUGCUGUAAGCAAAUGCACAUAGGAAUCUGGCUGUGGUUUGGUGUUCCGUCCUCGAUGGCUAGAAGCCCAACUUCUGUAGCACUAGCCAUUUCCCUGACUUGCCUCUUCUCAAGCGUCUGCAGUCAGACCCCAAGGAACGUCAAGGAGAGCACGAUUCCAUUUAAGGUUCUACACCAGGAGCAGAUUUACAGUCUUGUCCAAUCGAGUUUGUUCCAGGAUGUCAAAGCCUCCUCCAACCAGUCGAAUGACGCCCGUGGGAACGCCCAGUCACAGUUACCCCUGCCCACUAUGUGCAUAAAGCCUGCUGAAAUCAGACACAUCUUCAAGUACAUCAAUACCAUCGUGUCCUGCACCAUUUUCAUGGUGGGCAUCAUCGGCAACUCCACCCUGCUGAGGAUCAUUUACAAGAACAAAUGCAUGAGGAAUGGGCCCAAUGUCCUCAUUGCUAGCUUGGCUCUUGGGGACCUUCUCUACAUCCUCAUAGCUCUUCCCAUCAAUGUGUACAAGCUGUUGGCAGAAGACUGGCCAUUCGGCGUCCAGGUAUGCAAGCUGGUUCCGUUCAUUCAGAAGGCAUCUGUGGGCAUCACUGUCCUCAGCCUCUGUGCGCUUAGCAUAGACAGGUACAGGGCGGUGGCCUCCUGGAGCCGGAUCCAGGGCAUAGGGAUCCCCAUGUGGAAGGCAGUCGAGGUGAUGCUGAUCUGGGCUGUGGCUAUCGUCCUGGCCGUCCCUGAAGCCAUUGCCUUCGACAUGGUGGAGCUGAAUUAUCGCGAGGAGAUGCUCUGGGUCUGCAUGCUGUCCUCCAAACAGAGCUCCAGAUUCACCCUGUUCUACAGGGAUGUGAAGGACUGGUGGCUUUUUGGCUUCUAUUUCUGCCUGCCUCUAGCAUGCACCGGUGUCUUCUAUACCCUCAUGUCCUGCGAGAUGCUGAGCAAGAGGAACGGCAUGAGAAUUGCCUUCAAUGAUCACAUGAAGCGGCGCCGGGAAGUUGCCAAGACAGUGUUCUGCCUGGUGGUGAUCUUCGCUCUCUGCUGGCUGCCUCUCCAUCUGAGUAGGAUCCUGAAGAAGACCAUCUAUGACCAGACCGACCCCAACAGAUGUGAAUUGCUGAGUUUCCUCCUGGUGAUGGACUACUUUGGUAUCAACAUGGCCUCCCUGAACUCCUGUAUCAAUCCCGUAGCUCUCUACUUCGUCAGCCGAAAAUUCAAGAACUGCUUUCAGUCCUGUCUGUGCUGCUGGUGUCAGAGACCAGCCUUGAGCAGCGUACCAACUGAUGAUAAGGGGUCUGUUGGGAAGUGGAAGGCCAACGGUCAGGAAUUGGUGCUGGACCGAAGCAGCUCCCACUUGAGUAACAAGUACAGCUCUUCCUAAAGAACCAUAAAUCAAUUGGAGAGCUCACCACAAGAGCUGAAAGGAGUCAUCCAUCCCACUCACAGAGUCAUUUCCUGGCUAGCUCUGAGUCACUUGCUUUCCUUUCACAGAUCCAUUGGAAAAAGCAGCUGAACUUCUUACCAUUGAAUAGGGUGACCAGAUGUCCCAAUGUUAUAGGGACAGUCCUGAUAUUUGGGGCUUUUUCUUAUAUAGGCAACUAUUAUCUCCCAACCCCAGCCCCGAUUUUUAACACUUGCUAUCUGGUCACCCUUCCGUUGAACCUGCCACUGCUGGGGCCUCACUUCUCAUCUGUUCCUUUAUAAUCAUCUUUUUUGUUUUCCUCAAAGGACCUUUUGGGUUUUAAAUCCUGUUGGAGAAGCUGAGUGCCCCAUGGUGCUAUCUGUUUCCAGAUGGCAAGGCCACCAGAUGGGGGGGUGGGGAGGAGGGGAUGGUGCUGUGGGUGAUGUCACAUUUAAACUGACAAGGGACAUCACUGGAGGAGGUAAAUUCUGAUCCUCCAAGCUGAUACAUUAAGAAGCCAAGGCAAAACCAAAGCAGCUGCAUCACAGGCCCAUAGUCUUCCCCUCUUUGCUGCUGGGACACCAUCACUGGGGGUGAAAUUCACCCUGGACAGCCAGCUAGCCGAAGUCCGAGGCACCAUUUAAGCCCUGUUUAAGCCCAGAGGGUACCUAGGAAUUGCACUGCCCUCUGCCCAGGGGUGAAUUUCAUCCUGCAUGUUUAUAGUGUAACAACACAGUGGUGUAUUUAGAAUAGAGCUGCUUAGGGGAUAUUAUAUUCUUAGUAGAAAUGGUAUUAAGAAAAUGUUCCUUUUUUGAAAUUGUAGCAUACAAAGAAAUGGGCUGCUGUAGCUUCUCCCCUCUCCUUUCCAGCAGUUCCUUCACAGUGAGAGCUGUGUCUGGUCACAUUGGGGUUUGUAAAGGCAAGCACAGGAAUGGCAGCCUUGACUAGAGUCAAGGUGGGCCAAAACCAGGCACUGUUGGCUUUCAUCCACCACUCAGCUCUGCCAACUUGUCCUUAAUUGCUAUCUGCAGCACCCCAUGUUGCUCCAGUCCUGGUCCUCUUCUGAACAGGAAAGAUCAGCUCUGCUGGGAUUAUGCUAUGAACAGAUGCCAGCAAGCUCACUGCACAUGUCACCUAAGUUACGAGAUGAACUAGAAGUGAAAGGGAACCCUUGAUCACCAUUGGGUCUGAGCAAUGUUGGCUGCAUACCUAGUUACAGGAGCACUGUACUGCAUACAUUCAUAGAGUCUAAGGCCAGAGAGGCCUGCUAGAUCAUCAGUCUGAUCUCGUAUAUAUCACAGGCCAGAAAAUGUAAUCCAGUUACUCCUGGCUUGAGCCCAUUGACUGGUGCUUGGCUUAAGCCUGUCAACCAGAAAGACCAGUCUUGAUCUGAAGGCUUCUAGAGAUGGUCCAGCCACCACUUCCCUUGAUAGUCUGUUUGUGUGGUUCAUCAAACUCAGGGACCCAGUUCAGAGACCUCUAAGGAAACCCCAGUGCUGCAAGAAGUGGUGCUGGAGAUUCCUUAGGACAUGCUGGUCCUCUCUUGCAGUACUGAAACAAUGCUCCAGCAUGGUGCUGCUGGUGCUGCCGUUUGGUAGACUAGCCAUAAACCCACAAUUCUGCCCACUCGUGGUGGUCUAUAGGCCCAUCACUCUCCGUGCUAGCAUCAGAGCUGGGAGCCCUCACGCAUUGGGGCCAGAUUCCAGCAUAGUGUUUAUGAGAGCUGCUCAGAAUAUGGUGAAGAGCCUUCAUUGACGUAGUUGACCAGUUCAGCCUGGCUUUCACACCAGAGCUUCCACAAAGGAACAAUCUGGCAUUUAUUCCAAUGAUGUUGUGAAAAAUUUUAUGGGGAAUUUUCAUGGGGGAGGAGUUCAGGUUUUCUCCUCCUUUCUUUCCUUUUCUUUUUUUGCUCUUUUGCCUUCUUUUCCAUUCUGCCAUGAAAAAAAAAGGGGUGGGGAAAGUAGGGAAAAAUGAAAAUGAAAAUAAAAAUCCUAGUUUUGUUUCACUUUUGGUAUUUUGCUUUAUGCACACAGACACAUACACUGACAUGCUUUGCAAACAUUUCCAUUUUGAAAAAAGCCCAAUUCGCAAUGAGAAAAAAUUGUUUGAAAAUUGAGCCACUCUAGUAAUUAGAGCCCAGCUAAAUGCCCAUGAUACUUGAUUGGCUGUUCUUGUCUUUGCCUCCUAAGAGUUACACAGUGCUGCGACUACUCUGUUCUCUCCUCGCCACCACAGAGGUGGCUGCAGUUUCAUUGGUGGCUGAAAUGCUCUGGGCUGGAGGGCAUGUUCUCAACAGCAAGUAUUUUUAAAUCAUUGUGAUUUAUGUCAGGGUUCUGGUAUUUCCUAUGCUUACAGGUGACCUGAGUGAAUGUGUGUGUAUAUACUAUAUAUAAAUCCCAGUCUCUGUGUCCUGUUCAGGGUGUGAUCUGACAUCCUCACCCCCAUACCACCCUGCAUUAACCCCAAACAGGGUCACCGUCCCCACACUCUGGAAUCAGAGCACUUAGUGGCAGAGAGACUGAGUGGAUCUUAAAACCAGAGAUAGCUGACUGAUUAAAUUGAUCUCUCCACCCCAGUGGGUUAUCAAGUGAGUCAAUAGGCUAAGUUUCCCUAAACUUUGGUAUAUGGAGCAACCUAGAAUUUCUAAUGGGCCAGAAAAAGGGGCAGCUGGGGUUGGAGAGGGCAGCCGCUGCUUGUGGGGGGAGAGGACCCAUUGGAGGAGGGAGUCCUGGAGAUUUGCUCCUGUGGGAGAGGAAAGGCCCGUUUGAUAAGUCUGGAGGUCAUUUUCAGGUGACUUUGAGGCAAAGCAGGUGACAUUGCAGGACAAACUGCUGUCAACCCGAAUAGUAACAUCAGCACAGCAAACAAGCUGAAA